AAAUAUUGAUAUGGCUUUUAUUACGUUUGCAUAGAGGAGUUAAGUGUGGGAGAGCCAACCUUCAGCACGAAUGGUCGGCUCGACCGGAGUGAUACCACGGCCUCACAGAAUACCGGCGUGAAACAACCACAGCGUUGUGUUUCGCCGUGUGAGUGAGGUUACCAGAGGCCCAAUCCCUCCCCUCCCCCAAACCCUCCUCAAUCCCUUAAUCUCCAAAUCCCUAAUCUCUAAAAGGUCGGCAACGCACUCGUAACUCCUCCGUUGCGAGUGUACAUGGGCGGCGCUGAUUGCUUACCAUCAGGUAAUCCGUCUGCUCGUUUGCCGACCUAUAACAUAAAAAAGGUCGAGCAAAGUAUUGUCAGGGAUUUUUCAAUUCAACUCAAGAUGAUCGACGGCAGCCGGUCUCGCGCUAUGCUUAAGUUCAGGCCAUGGGGCGAAGCGAGAGGAAUCGGGAAGCCGUCUUCUCCUUCUCCGAAGCAGUAUUGCCAGAUAAAGAGGAAGCAGCCUCAUAUUCCACUUAGCUCUAAACCUCAGCACGGAGCAGAAGAAACAUUAAUAUCUGAAGCAUUCCCACUGGAAUGCCUAACCAACUUUAAAUUUUCAAAUUCCGCUGGUGUUGCGGGUGUCCAUGGGCGGCGCUAAUUACUUACCAUCAGGAAAUCCGCUUGCUCAUUAGCUGUCCUAUCAUAUAAAAAAAAAUUU
Molecule: messenger RNA, 702 nt
Organism: Spodoptera exigua (beet armyworm)
Lineage: Eukaryota; Metazoa; Arthropoda; Insecta; Lepidoptera; Noctuidae
Source: the annotation of a GenBank genome assembly